AUGGAUUUCGAACCACAAGGACAUGUCACUCGCCAUGGAGAUUGUCUCAUGCUCUGCACCUACAACGCCAGGACAGUCUCCACCAACGCCGAUUUUUACGCCCUGGCGCGUCAACUACAUCCUAUCACCUCGCCUGGCUAUCUUUCGACUCCGUCGUCUGCAUCAGAAAACCAUCACUAUCGUCAAUUGCUAUUCUCGGAUUUGGAGAAAGUCAUCCGCAAAGAAAACUCCUUCCUUAAGUUUGUCGUGGAUGACUUCACCAAAAUCGGGAUGCCAGAAGAAGGGGAGCACAGGAUCGGGAAAUUUGGACCAGGACUCCAGAUUGAGAAUGGUAACCGUCUUGUUGGGCUCUUAUCCGCCGCACGACUUUUUCAUUACAACUCUAUUUUCAUGAAGAAAGAACAUGGGUGA
Messenger RNA from Strongylus vulgaris, 411 nucleotides. The record is from the annotation of a GenBank genome assembly. Lineage: Eukaryota; Metazoa; Nematoda; Chromadorea; Rhabditida; Strongylidae.